CUAGGUUGUCGUGCGGUUUAGUGCACCAUUAUCGCGACCUUCUCUCUAGAAGCGUCCCAGCCCCCCUCUCUCACUAUCACUCUCCCUACUCCCUUCCCACUUAACGUCCUUCCUUGUGUUAUCUUUUCCCGGCUCGCCAUUGUAACUCGGGCUUUCUUCUCUUCUUUCCCUAACUCCCUUGGUUGGCGACUCUCCCACGCUCCUUUAACCAAAAUAAUCUCGAGAGCUUCUCCAUCGUCUUGGGCGCAUAAUCUUCGGAGAGUCAAUCGCAACACGUCACCAGUAGCCAUGUCGCUUUUCAGCUGGUGUUCGAGACGAGUCGGAGGGCUGGCCAUGCUAAUGACCAUAGCCCUCAGCUACUGGGUUAUCUCCAAGGAAGCAGCUGUAGCACGAUAUGACUACAAGUAUAUUCCACAGGAUUCACUGAGCAAACCAUCGCACUCGACCACUGCUCCCUCUGAGGGAGCUGGUAUCUGGACUCUCAUCUUCGCCUACUACUGCCUGUUUAUUCACCUGCUGGUCUCCGCCUUCCCUUUACGAUCAUGCUACGCCCUCUUCGACAUAACGCGAAGCUUGACCAAAGUUGCGCGAAGCACCUCUCUCCGGGACUUCAAGCUAACCCACCGUCGUCGCGGUUCCUCCACUUCUCUAUCCAGCUCCGAGACAUUGACCUCCUCUAAAGAAGACUCCCUCCCUUCGUCUGCUACUAGCAGCGAAGCUGGCGACAUUGAAUCCGAAUUCUACACCGACGGAGACGCUGUCCAUGAUCAGGUUGUUCAUGCAAUUGUUAUCCCCAACUACAAGGAGGAGGUUGACAGCUUGAGAGAGACGCUUGAUGUUUUGGCUUCGCACCCCCAGGCCCGAUCCGACUAUGAUGUCUACCUCGCUAUGGAACAACGUGAACACAAUGUCGAGAUGAAGGCUAUGGGUAUCAUUCAAGAAUUCGUCAAGAAGUUCCGUUCAAUCGACUUUACUCUCCACCCUUCCGAUAUCCCUGGCGAGUCUCCCGGAAAAGGUAGCAACAUGGCAUGGGCUGCGCGUAAGCUCAGCGAGAAGUACACGUCGGGCAUGAGGAAAAAUGUGAUUGUAACUGGAAUUGAUGCUGACAGCCAUCUGUCGAGCAACUACUUCGCCCAGCUCACGAACAUGCACGUUUCAUUCGUUGACACUGCCAGUACCACUCUUUAUGCUGCUCCCAUUAUUUUCGAUCGUAAUGCUCAUGCCGUCCCUGCUAUUGUCCGUGUGGCGGACAUUCUAUGGGCUGCUGCUGGUCUAUCUGGUCUCUACCGUGGUUCAACUAUUGCUCCCCCUACUUCUGUUUACUCUGUGCCGCUUACCUUGGUUGACCGAGUUGGAGGAUGGGAUGGUGAUUCCGAAGCUAUUGGCGAGGAUUUGCACAUGUAUCUGAAGUGUUUCUUCGCGCUCAACGGAAACUUGACUGUGCGGGCCAUCUUGAGUCCUGUUAGUCAGAGCAAUGUUAAGGGUAACGGCGGCGAGGGAGUUCAAGAAGUUUACAACGACAUGCAGGCCCGUUACAAGCAAGCUCUACGACACAUGUGGGGAGCUUUGGAUUCUGGUUUUGCCCUUCGAAAGUUUGUGGAGCUCUGGCAAGAGCGAAAUCACACUGCCAGAGCUUUCCGCCCACUCCACGUUGCCUUGAACAAUCCUACCGACUCAUACAUCACUCAGAGCCAAUUGGACAUAAGUCCUGAGCAAACUCUCGAGAGCCAAGUUUUCCACGAUGUUACUUCCGACACGUUGAAGGAGCCUGACUGGAAACGAAUUGUUGUCCUUUUCCACCGACUUUUCGAGGCCCACUUCCUGCCCCUUCAAAUGACUAUUCUUGUUGUUGCAUCUACGCUAUACAUGUGGGUGACCGAGGGCUCGGACCCCCAUCAGCUAGGUUGGCUUUUUUCUCUGUGCAACAUCUUGCGGACAGUCGGCCUUAUGGAGGUCGUGAUGAUGCUGUUCUUGUAUGAGAAGUUCCACAAAAUCUGCGUCACCACACGAGAGAGGGAAAUGAACGAGGCUGGUCUAUCCAAGGGAAUGUGUUUCUCCCACCGUCAGAUCAAGAAGAAUUUUAUCGAUUAUGCCAUGGCACCGCUUGUCGCACCGCUAUACGGUUCGAUACCGACUGCCCAGGCUCAACUAAUGCACUUCUUCACAUUAGAUUUGGUGUACACGGUCAGCAAAAAGGUUACGCGGCAAAGAGCAAAGUCUGUGCUCGCGAAUGUUACGCCGUAAGAGGUUGGCUGUUUAUGAGUUUUAAUAAUAUUCGUCCAGACCAUC
Messenger RNA from Daldinia caldariorum, 2289 nucleotides. Its product is annotated as glycosyl transferase family group 2-domain-containing protein. Lineage: Eukaryota; Fungi; Ascomycota; Sordariomycetes; Xylariales; Hypoxylaceae. The transcript has 4 exons. Bases 289 to 2244 code for a protein of 651 amino acids. The record is from RefSeq and is a predicted model, not a curated record.